AUGUCGACUGACCAUUUCGUGCCCGUGAAUACCGUUUUCAUAACAAUAUUGAGGGCUUCGUUUUGCUAUACAUGCUAUACUCGCGUGCUGCGUUCGGUAUUCCACGAUUUACAGACUCUCACCGGAGCUCCGUCGAAAAGCUACAAUGAACACGAUGUUGGCAACGAUGACUCCGAUGCCGAACUGGAACUCGACACCCUUCCGGCACCGAAUACCGCAAGGGAUGGGCCCUUGUUGUCCACUUCCCGUACCACAUCGCAUUCUAAUAUAGCACGCCUGUGCUUUUCGCUGUGUUUCUCGGAGAGUUGCACAUUGUUCUUGCUCUUUAUGUCUCAGGAAUUGAAUCUGCUCGACUCAAGGAGUCGAAUGUUUAACUGGCGAAUAUCAUUAUUUUUGGAGUCGGCCAUGAUUCUUCUUGUAAUUCCUUUGUCCCAGAACUUUCUUCUAACAUACCAGUCUCCAAUCGGUCAUUUGUCCCGGCGCCGGUCAAUACCAGCCCGCAUUCUAAUGGCACUCAUACCAUACUCCCUCUUCCUCUUCACUCUCUCAAUGAUCCCACUUCCAGAGAGUCUUGCUGUAGGGCAUCCAGGUAUCAUCUCGGCGGCAUUGCCUCGAUUGAUUGUUCUCGGAACGUUCAUUAUUGGUAUGCUUUCUGGGCUCGGAGCUGCCCGAGCAGUUUGGGACUUUAUGCCAGUUUUUUCGCAAACGAGGCAGAAAGUGCCGACUGAACAGCAAAUUCAAACUGCAGAAGAAUCGCUUGAAAGAAUACGAAAUGAUAUACAGGUGCGACGGAGAGAAGAAAGAAGGCUGCAAGGAGUAAAGACAACGGAAAACUCUUCGUGGAUGUCGAGAGUGGCUUCUAAACUGACCUCUAUCCAACGAGAGAUCACUGGUUUAUUAGCGCUUGAAUAUCAGAUGGAUCGCAAUCUAGAAAACAUACGACGACUACAAACGAAUGCUCGGUAUAAUAAGACAUUACAAGGGAGAGUGUUCCUUUGGGCAGGGAGGCUAUUCGCACUGUAUUGUGUAUUCCGGACACUUAGUUGCGUUCUUAACAUACUCGCGCCUCUUCGCUCUGAAUCAGCAGCCACCACGACUGGUGAAGAUGCCAAAUCGUCUUAUCCAGACCUAAUCACUCACUUCCUGACGUACCUCGUGUCGUUACUGCCCUUCGUACAUCUCAGCCUAGAGCAGAUCUCAGCGAUCUCUCGACAAGUCAGCCUGGCGCUCGUCGGUGUGAUCAUCUUAAGUAGCGUUCGUUCUGUGUUGAGGGCCGUUUCACGGGUAUUGAAGAUUACUAGCCAGAAUCUAGGAGCUUCACUACUUCUUCUCAUAUUGGCUCAACUGAUGGGCACGUAUCUGAUCUCUACGUUGGUGCAAUUACGCACAGCAUUUCCUCCGAAAAUUGCGGAUAUGGACUCAAAUGUAUUCUCAACAUUGCCUGCCUACGAAGUAUUCGGUGCGGCAUUCGACUAUUCGUACCUUCUAUCUGCACUGGCAACUGGUGUAUACUUGUGGAUUGACGAGCGAAUAAACGGUACCGGAAAACUUGGUAAUUGUGACUCGUAA
This is a messenger RNA of Fomitiporia mediterranea MF3/22, 1569 nucleotides long. RefSeq lists its product as uncharacterized. Lineage: Eukaryota; Fungi; Basidiomycota; Agaricomycetes; Hymenochaetales; Hymenochaetaceae. The transcript is spliced from 12 exons. The coding region runs from base 1 to 1569 and encodes 522 amino acids. Gene Ontology annotation, cellular component: membrane. The record is from RefSeq and is a predicted model, not a curated record.